Closterium sp. NIES-67 is the source of this 1481-nucleotide messenger RNA. Lineage: Eukaryota; Viridiplantae; Streptophyta; Zygnematophyceae; Desmidiales; Closteriaceae. The record is from the annotation of a GenBank genome assembly.
CCAAUUCACCCUCCCUGGCCAUAGUCGCUCCGCAGACGCACUGCACCAACACCAGCCUCUCAUCUCUCCUGACGCCAUCGUUUUCGCUGCUCGUGUUGAAGGCCUAGCAGCUGCCCAGCUGACGUCGCAUUGUCUCGCUUCUCUGCGUGGCCAAUUCAAGUCUGUCCCACGUCCCGAGUCCUUCCCGAGCUAGGCUAGAAGCAGGCCGAAGGCCGCCACCAGCCCUACGUCCGUCGUCCUCGUCAGUCGUACGCGUUUCCUUCUCGAGUGUCUGGUCAGCCGCACCAUGAGUCCGCUGAACCGAAUCAACCGCAUCGCUUCGCACAUCUGCCCGCCCGCUUCGUCCAGCGAUGGCGGCCUUUCGAUGAACGCCACGCGCGCCAAGGGCAGCAGCGGCGGGUUCAAGGUGGCGGUGCUGGGAGCGGCGGGCGGCAUCGGGCAGCCGCUGUCGCUGCUGCUGAAGAUGAACCCGCUCGUGUCGGUGCUGCACCUGUACGACGUGUUUAACACGCCCGGCGUCACGGCCGACCUCAGCCACACCAGCACCUCCGCCGUGGUGCGCGGAUUCCUGGGCAAGGACCAGCUGGGAGCGGCUCUUGACGGCAUGGACCUGGUGAUCAUCCCCGCGGGCGUGCCCCGCAAGCCGGGCAUGACGCGCGACGACCUCUUCAACAUCAACGCGGGCAUCGUCAAGACGCUCUGCGAGGGAAUCGCGAAGCACUGCCCGCACGCGGUGGUGAACAUUAUUAGUAACCCCGUGAAUUCGACGGUCGCGAUCGCCGCUGAGGUGUUCAAGCGCUCGGGGACGUACGACCCGAGGAAGCUGAUGGGCGUCACGACGCUCGAUGUGGUUCGCGCCAACACCUUUGUGGCGGAGGUGCUGGGGCUGAACCCAGAGGAGGUGAACGUGCCGGUGGUGGGGGGGCAUGCGGGCAUCACCAUCCUGCCGCUGCUCUCGCAGGUGACCCCGUCCGUGAGUUUCAGCAGGGAGGAGUUGGAUCAGCUGACCAACAGGAUCCAAAACGGAGGCACGGAGGUCGUUGAGGCCAAAGCCGGCGCUGGGUCAGCCACUCUGUCCAUGGCGUAUGCAGCAGCCAAGUUCGCCCAGGCGUGCCUACAGGCCAUGCGAGGGGAGGCAGGCAUUGUGGAGUGCGCGUUUGUGCAGUCCACUGUGACAGAGCUACCCUUCUUUGCAUCUCGAGUGGUGCUGGGGCGGCGGGGAGUGGAGGAGGUGCUCUCUCUGGGGCCCAUGACGGAAUACGAGAGGGGAUGGUUGGAGAAGCUCAAGCCUGAGCUCAAGUCCAGCAUUGACAAGGGCGUUGAAUUUGUUGCAAGGGCCUGAAGUGCAGUUACGGUGUAGGAUUGAAAUGUUAUAUUUUGACAAACGAAGAAGUGAUGUGAUUCGUGGAUAUUGUACAUUCCGAACAGUCUUUCAAAACUUUGCUCACGAGUUGUGAUAGUGUUCGUUCCUGUUGGCAUUC